GUGCUCCAGGGAUUGAUAUUUAAAUUCCAGGAAAAUAUUAUCUAACACAAAAUAACGCCCCCCCCCAGUCUGUAGUGUAAUUAUACUGUAACUAAUGCGCCGAGGACUCCCCAUUCUCAGAAGUUGGCUCCAUAACCACCAGGGCAUUUAACCAAACCAGAGCGUUUUGAUGCAGAAUAAUCCAUUAAAUGCUCAUUAGACAGAAGCAUUUAGUUAAUGAAUAAUGCAUUUGCCCGAUGGCAAACGCUGUGGAUCAUCGUACCCUGUAAUACUGGCCAAAUUUACAAUUUCCCCAUUGCCAAUGGGGAAAGCCAAGACAAUUUCCAACCCUCGUGUCAGUCUCGUGCAGCUGUUUCCAGAAACGUGACCGAAAUUGUUCACGAAUAUUUUGCAUAGCGUUUAUAGAAGUGAGUGCAGUCUGAUGCCAUCUGUGGAAUCAUUCUAUAGCCACAAUCAGAUGUCAAAAAUGGGUCCAUUGAAGCAUCAUAUAGAAAAAAAAGCAUCAUAAAGGUUUUAUUUUAUGUUGAAUGAUGAAAAGGAUUGAUAUGAUGUCUGCAGCCUCAGAUUGUGUCCCUGUGUUUUGUGUUUUGGGGAAGUUCAGGCGCACUAAACCUCAAAUAGUACUAAUUACGCAGCUAAACUGAACAUUAAAACCUGAAAAUGUUUAUUACACAUGUGCAUGCGGUGUGACAGUGUGCCCGCAUCAACCAGCUGCAUGUUCCUGUGGUGCCAUUUAUCACAUUAUAUCGACCCCAAAAUGUUCAUUACAGUCAAAUGAUCGCUGUUCUCUCCAUCCUGACGCCCACAUCUCUCUGCAAGGACUGUAAAUCAGACAAGGCAGCGCAUUUUGCCAAAGGACGUGUGUGCGCGCGUGUGUGUGAGUGCGUGACCGCGCCUGUGUUUAUAUCAAUGCGCAACGCUUCAGCGCGCUCUCUGAAGGGAAUAAGUGGGAGUGAAAGAGGAGAGGGACGACAGUACACGGAGGAAGACUCACUAACUCGUCACCAAGAAACGAGCGGGCAUCACUGCCGAGGUCCACUGCACCAGCUGCAACUACUUGCUGCCACACGGCACAAACAUCCCCCCUCAUGUCCGGCGGUUUGACGAUGGAUCACACGUUUCUGUCUCGGUCCAUAUGGACCGGUGACAGCAAAUACCUCCAGCAUCCAGCGGAUCUGUACAGCAGUGUGGUCGUUACGCGCAGCAUCCCCGCAGGCACGUGCUUUGGUCCAUGUGUGCUCCAUAACACUUUCUACGACACUAUCGCCUUUAUAGCGCAGAAAUCCUGCGACAGGAGAACGAAAUCCUACGUAUUCAGGGUGGACCCCGAGGCAAUGCGUAAUUCUGCGCUGGUGUUGUCCUGGCUGCGGCUGGUGCAAGCUGCGCGCAAUGGAGAGGAGCAGAACACGGAGGCCUUUUUGAAAGCGGGUCAGCUGUAUGUGCGGACCACCCGAGACAUACGGCAGGAAGAAGAGCUGCUGGUGUGGUACGACCGGGAGCUGUCUCACCUGCUGGGCUUCACUGACAUGAGCAGAGGAUCGAGUGAAGAAUUCAAAUGUGGCAGGUGUGACCAGGUCUUCAACAAUGAGUAUCCUUUCCUGGCCCACUGCCGAUUCCUUUGCACUCAGGCCAAGAGUGACACCUGGAGCCGCGACGUUUACGCGCACAAGCACGUGGAAAUUAAGAGGCAACACCGAGUGACAGAUUUCCACAACAUCGCCAGAGAUUUGGAACACAAAAAAUCCAGCGGCAACGAGGACGCGGAGAUUUCUCCUAAGAGAAGGAGAUGCGAGGAAACGUAUCCCAAAGAGCGGAAAACAGUUCUGUUAGAGAAGACGAACAUUUCAAACGACGACAAUAUCACACAGCUGAUUAAAGGUUCUGACCAGGCAGCAGCAGAUGCGUCUUCCUCUGCGGGGAAAGUGAAAGCUGAUGAGAUCAAACCGGCUCAUUUGGGAUAUACGAAUGACGUCGGUGUGAGGGGAACCAAAGAGACUUUUACGCACAACAGAGAUGCGGGAGAAAGCGCUGAUGUGCGCUCGAGUGGCAGCAGUGCGUUUUCUUUGGUCCUGUCCAAAAGUCAAGGCGAACAGAAAAGCGCUUUCUGUAAACCGAGCAAAAGAACUUCUCCCAUUGAUUCCCAGGCGCAUCUGAGCAGCGCAACAACAGCGCCCCCUAACCGUCUAGAAGAGAUUACUGAUGUGUUUUCCCCCAGAACUGUUGUGGGAUACAACAACCUUGUGACACCCAACGUCCUGAGCGGCGACUUACAAAGCGCGCCGAUUGCAUUAAAUGGUGCUUACCAUUACGCACCGGAGCACUGGUCCAGGAACACUCAGCUGCAGACCGCAUCUUCUCUCACCAUCCUCCCGCCGACGUUCGCCUCCUUCGGCGUGUCGGUGCAGAACUGGUGCGCCAAAUGCAACCUGUCCUUCCGCAUGACCUCCGACCUCGUCUUCCACAUGCGCUCCCACCACAAGAAGGAGUUCGCGGCGGAAUCUCAGGUUAGGAGGAGGAGGGAGGAGAAACUCACCUGUCCCAUCUGCCACGAAUACUUCCGCGAGCGGCAUCACCUGUCCAGACACAUGACCUCCCACAACUGAGACAAGAAAGGAUCAAACAUAAACUCUAUUUAUUUCUUUGGUGAUGCUCGUAUUUAACAUGUUUAUACCCAGGAAGAGGUGUAUAACAUCGAAUGUAAAGACAAUAGCAAGGAGGACAGACAUGGCCACCACGGCCGGUCCACGAGAUGGCGCUAGAGGCACGUGUAUGCUGAUCCCACUGCAGUUUGUUGUCUGACCUUAAGCUCUGUAAAUAAGGUUGAUGAUUAUUUUUUUGUGCCUUAUGGAACUCAGGAGAGAAGAGAGACAGAGGACAGCUCAUGAUUGUCAUAAGUAUUUGGACACAGCUCUCUCACCCAUCAGCUUUUCUCUGCUCUGAUUGCUACACACCACGUGGUUUAAAUGUCUUUGCACAUUCUUUUUAAAUUUAAAAUCAUGAAAACCCAACAGACGUGUCGAGUAUUUCUUCCCCACCAUCAUGCUGGUUCGAAACAGAGUAUUUUCUGUCCCAGUAUAGGCAGUUUGCUUUGACAUUUGACAUUUGACACCAGGAAAGAUGAAAUCAGUUAACAGUUUAAAAAGCUUCAUAAUUCGAUUGGAUUUCGACCACAUCAGUGUGUGAUUUAAUGUUUCUUCAGCUUUACAUCCUCUUUGGGUCAGGCUCGGGACAGAUGGACAUACUGUAAAUGGCCGUCUCUGUUGCAGGUAAAUGAGGCGGGAAGAAGGCAUGAAGUUCAUGGGAAAGCUAAGCCUUGUUCAGCCAUUCUGUAACAUAAGCGGGGACGUAAACCCACCCACACUGCUGUUAUCUACUUUUAUUUGAGUGGUUUAUGCACCCAAACGUCUGCAUAGCAAACUGAUUAGACAACCAGCAGGUGCCUUGUGGGAGUUUUCUGUCAAAUACCUAAAAACGGUGUUAAUCAGUACUCAAAUCUUCUACUAUUGGGACCAAAAUCAGCAAAAAUAUGUCUAGACAAAUGCACGUGUACAGGACCAUGUACAUAAUCUCCCAGUGGGAUUUAUUCUGAACCUUUCUACAAGAAAAGCAAGAUUUAAAAUAAAAUAUCAAGUGUCCCACAUAUUAAAUGAAUGAUUAAUAGGUACCGUGUUGCUUUAUUAAAGCAAUGGCUUUAUGAAGAGAACCAUUAGUUUGCUCUGUAACCAUGUGAGGAAAGAGCAAAUUCAGCCCAGACAGAAAAUCCUCUGUUGUCUAAUAAUGGCCGUAUUGCUCUCCUUUAAUUGAACAGUCAUCAUGUGGAAAAACAAAUAUUGUUUUUGGUUCCCCCGCUUGCCUAUUGGCCUUUGAGUACUGGCUCUGUACACGCACCUACUACUGUGGUUUUCUUGACUGGAACUGACCAUUGUAAGUACUCUCCUGUGACUCUGAUUGUGGUUGACAUGGGGUUCACUUUGUAAUAGCAGACUCUGGGUCCAGACUGUAUGAGGAAAUUAAGGGGGAGGAAAAAAAGGAACUUAGAUGUGUACAUUACAAUUGACGCAGCCCCUUAGAAGCUUAAAGACCUAUUAAUGUAAAUAUGAUUCAUAAAAACCCUAAUUAUAGUCAUCAUCACAAAUUAAAUGGGGGUUAAACCCCAUAAAAGGUGUAUUUGUAAAAAAAAAAGCUGCAGAACAUUUCCACUCGUUUAAAAUGGAGAAAACUGAAUCAUGUUUUUUUCCUUUCCCUUCAUCUUUCUGUCACUGUCGUCCUAAAAUAUAUGUUGAAGUUGAUCUUUUUCAGUGACACACUUUGCCAGUGAAUACUCGCUUUUUUUGACCAUACUAUAUCAUUUCGAAAAACUCAUUUUAUUUCGAAAUUACACAUUAUAUGAAAGCGCUUUCAUUAUCCAGCCACAAAACUUUUAUUGUCUGCUAAAAACAUAAUCAAAGUGGAUUUAGUGUUUCUGUAAAUACGUCUCUCAUAUAGACUAAUAAGACACUGUUGGUUUUGGAAGCUGUGCACAUAGAGGUCAGUGUGUGUAUGUACAGACCUUGGUUUCCAAGGUCGUCUUCUGAUUAUCUAUGUUACAAUCCAAAUUGAAUCCCUUUUUAUUUAUUGCUGGCAAUAAAAUGUGAAAUACCUCA
Molecule: messenger RNA, 4643 nt
Organism: Solea senegalensis (Senegalese sole)
Lineage: Eukaryota; Metazoa; Chordata; Actinopteri; Pleuronectiformes; Soleidae
Gene: znf488
Product: PR domain containing 8
Exons: 4
Coding region: 1089-2603 (504 amino acids)
Biological process (GO): regulation of DNA-templated transcription
Cellular component (GO): nucleus
Molecular function (GO): protein binding
Source: RefSeq, a predicted model, not a curated record